This is a messenger RNA of Adineta ricciae, 2457 nucleotides long. The record is from the annotation of a GenBank genome assembly. Lineage: Eukaryota; Metazoa; Rotifera; Eurotatoria; Adinetida; Adinetidae.
AUGGAUCCUACGCCAGACGAACUACGACAUGCAUCGAAUCGGUCGAACAAUGGUUUGCGAACCGAUUCGAAUCGAUCGAACAAUGGCACGCGAGGUGCAUUGCGAAAUUUCGGAAGUGCUCUUCGGGCAAGGUUGUCUGCGGCACCCGCUCUAUCACGAAUAGUCUCAGGAAAAACUACUUUGAGUGCUCCGUCGGAUCGAGUCAUUACCCGACUGUUUAAUGAUCUUUUUCAUGAACCAAUAUCAGAUCAACAUCAGAAAUACUUUAGAAAAUACUUUGGUUCAGAUAUUAGCACAAAAACUUUUAAUAUUCAAGACUUCGGUCGUAUGUUUCAAAUGAAGAAAAUGCUCAGUCAGCGUCUAUUAACUGUGUUCAAUCUGCAAUCAUCAGUGCAAGCCGAUCAGAUCUUGGGUAGUGAUAUUAUUCGUAUAGCUCGUGUACUUUGGAGUUCCCCUACAUCUGUGAAAGCGCUGAUAUUAUUCAAAUUAUUUGAUGAAGACAGUGACAAUAAUGUAACAAUAGACGAAAUUCGUUCAUUCUAUGAAAAAUAUUCCUCAGAAUUCAAUUUUUUCAAAGACGAUGAACAUCACAAAGAGGUUAUCAACAUAUUUCUACGUGGCUUAUUUCCAAUCAAUGACGAAGAUGUACAACAAGAGUCACUAACCUUUGACGAAUUCUACAGCACUCUCCGACACAAUCCUGACGUUUUCAAAUCACUUUAUCUCAUUAGUAUUCCUGAUCAAGACAAAGAAGAAGAAAAAGAAUUUACCUUCUCCCAACGUUGGUGGCUGUACAUAAAGAAUAACAGCAAUCGUCUUGCUUUUCUCGCCAUUUAUAUCCUGAUCCAAAUCGCAUUGAUUAUCUACGUGUGUAUCUAUCGAACUGUUAUCAUUCAAAACACAUCUGUCUGGCGAGUGAUCGCCCGCGUGGGCGGAAUGUUAGUUAAUUUCAACUUCGUCGUUGCUGUUAUUCUCAUGCUUAAACAAUUGAUGACGUUCAUACGGAAAAUUGACUUUCUUCGUUCAAUUGUGCCAGUUGACGAUCACAUUGAUGCACAUCGACUGGUCGGUGGAAUGAUGUUCGUGUCUUCAAUGGUACAUGCUUUUGGUCACACGGUUCAUUUUGCUACGCAUACGGAUGAACAAACAUGGGCACAAUCGAUGUUCACAACAGCAGCAGGAAUAGGUUGGGUGGGUCAAGCUGCUACGAUUACUGGUGAUAUUUUAUUUGUUUUUAUGAUCAUUAUGUUCGUUUGUGCUUUGCAAUGUAUCCGACAACGAACUGGUUUCUAUCGCCUCUUUCAAUAUACGCAUCUUUUGUUUUGGCCAAUAUUUAUUCUGAUGGUUCUUCACGCGCCAGACUUUUGGAAAUGGGCUAUUGGGCCAAUGAUACUAUUUGUCCUAGAGAAAAUUUAUCUACUCAAACGCUACUCGACAAAAUAUGGUCGAACUCGUUUGAAAUCAAUUCGUAUUGAAGAUAAGAAUGUUUUAACAUUGAUCAUCGAACGACCAGAACGUCUUGAAUUUCGAACCGGUAGUUACAUCAAUGUUUGUUUACCAUCGAUUACAAAAAUCGAAUGGCAUCCAUUUACAAUCUCCAGUGCACCUGAACGAAGGGAUACUAUUCGUUUGAAUAUAAUGAAGAAAAAAAAUUGGACUAGAAAAGUUUACGAGCACUUCGAUAAGCGCAUAAGUCUUACUACUUAUCCAAAUCAAUUAACAGAUAUUGCAGUUGUCACCAAUAACGAACAGACUGUCGACACUGCCAGAGAACUCGUAUUUGAAGCAAAAGAUCCGGAUGCAGUUAUUUGGGUAGAAGGUCCAUUUAGUACUUGUACGUCGUACAUCUUUGAUCAUGAGCAUGUUGUUUUAAUUGGUGCUGGUAUUGGAGUGACACCUUCGAUCAGUGCUUUAGAUAGUUUAAUUCAACGGUUACAAAAGGAAAGGUGUGUUUGUCCUAAUUGCAGUACACUCAGUUAUAAUCAUGAACGGCUAAAUAGUCAAAAACUGAAAAAAAUCGAUUUUGUUUGGAUUAAUCGUGAAAUUGGGAACUUCUCAUGGUUUCUCGAUAUUCUCGGUGAAUUUGAAGCCGAACAAGAAAAAUACUUGAGUACUCUUACAACAUCAUCAAGUUCCAGUCAACAAGCACCGAAAAGAUACCUCGACUUUCAUUUAUAUUGUACAUCGUUACGAAAGAAUGAACGUGCGAUGCUCGAUCAACUUCCAUACGACCUUGUUGCGAAUAUGUACGCGGCAAUGCAACGACGAGAUAUGCAUACAAAAUUGAAAGCACCAACACAUGUCGGACGACCACCAUGGAAAUUGUUAUUUUCGAAAUUUAAAGCAGAGCAGAAAUCAACGGCGGUGUUUUUUACAGGAAAUACAAUGAUGGCAGGUGAAAUCAAACAACACUGUGACGAAUUAGGAUUCGCUUUUCAACAUGAGCCUGGAUUUUAA